AUGGCUUCCACUACUGCUAAAAUAUUUCUCUUAUUUUCUGUUAUAUCUCUUCUCCAGUUUAACUUGUCUAUAGGACAAAAUGUUCGAGGAGGCUAUUGGUUCCCUGAAAGUGGAUUUGAAGCCUCAGAUAUAAAUUCCAAUCUUUUUACACAUUUAUUUUGUGCAUUUGCAAAUCUUGAUCCCCAAACCUAUCGACUCACAAUUUCCUCCACAAACAAUGCCUCUUUUGCCCAAUUCACAAAUACUGUUCAACUUAAGAACCGUUCUGUCAAAACCCUUUUGUCCAUUGGUGGUGGAAGUGCAGACAGGAAUGUUUUUGCUUCAAUGGCAGCUCAAUCCACUUCUCGAAAAUCUUUCAUUGAUUCUUCAAUAAAAUUAGCAAGAUCUUAUGGGUUUUCGGCUACGGAGAUGGCUAAUUUAGGUCUAUUAUUAAACGAGUGGAGCACGGUGGUGGCUGCAGAGGCCACAGCCUCAGGCAAGGCGGCGCUGAUUUUGACGGCAGCGGUUUCAUUUGCACCAACUGUGAAUGAUUUGAAAUACCCAGUUCAGUCCAUAAACAGCAACCUGGAUUGGAUCAAUGUAAUGGCGUAUGACUUUUAUGACCCCUCUUGGUACAAAUUUACCAACUCACACGCUGCACUCUACGAUCCGUCAGGCCAAGUCAGUGGCAGCUAUGGUAUUGGGGCUUGGACUCAGGCUGGCGUAAGAGCGACAAAACUGGUUCUUGGCAUGCCAUUUUAUGGGUACGCUUGGCGUUUGGUGAAUGCCAACAACCACGGCCUAUUGGCACCAGCGAAUGGCCCUGCAAGUGCUGAUAAUGGGGCCAUGGGUUACAGAUAA
Messenger RNA from Fraxinus pennsylvanica, 840 nucleotides. Lineage: Eukaryota; Viridiplantae; Streptophyta; Magnoliopsida; Lamiales; Oleaceae. The record is from the annotation of a GenBank genome assembly.